CAUGGUUUACCAAAUUACUACAGUGUUUUUCAAGCUGCACUGAAGGAAUCACUUUUAGGAGGAGUUCUGUUUCACAAAAAGUUGACAUUUUUAAUGGUGUGGAUGCUUCAAAUUAUCUUAAUCCCACAAGUUUUAGAUUCUGGAACGUCUUGUUUUGGCAAGUACAAGAGGCACCACUAAGUCUCAGGGGUUUCGAACUGUUUAUGAGAGACAAGUAGCAGCAACAAAUACACAGAAUACUUUUCUCUUCCCCUUCGUGAGGAGAGUGAUAAUCACAUGGUGUCUGUAAAGGAAGAACCUAAUUAUUGUUGUCGGUCACCCCUCUGACAGGAUUAUGACUUUAGGACUGUUGGUGGUGAAAGGCGACACGAGGUCCGCAGAACAUGUUAAUUAUGAUUGUGGCCUUACGGGAACAAAAUGCCCACAUUCAGAGAAAAGUUGCUUCUGGGGAGGGAGGAGAGGACAUUCUGGAGGGCAGUGAAACUCAACAGAAGGUCCAUAGCAAGCGUCUGUCCAACGGCUCUCUGGAGUCGGCCCAUGAGGCGAGCCAGGUGGUGGAGCUGCAGGACCUGCUGGAGAAGCAGAACUACGAGCUGGCCCAGAUGAAGGAGCGCAUGUCCUCCCUCUCCUCCCGGGUCUCCGAGGUGGAGCAGGAGCUGGAGACCGCCCGCAAGGACCUCAUCAAGUCAGAGGAGAUGAACAACAAGUACCAGAGGGACAUCAAAGAGGCCAUGUGUCAGAAAGAAGACAUGGAGGAACGGAUCGUAACAUUGGAAAAACGCUACCUGAGCGCCCAACGAGAGUCCACCUCGGUGCAUGACAUCAAUGACAAACUGGAGAACGAGUUGGCUAAUAAGGAGGCGUUCCUCAGACAGAUGGAGGAGAAGAACAGGCAGCUACAGGAGAGGCUGGAGCUUGCAGAGCAGAAGCUCCAGCAGACCAUGAGGAAGGCUGAGACGCUGCCGGAAGUAGAGGCUGAACUGGCCCAGAGGAUAGCAGCCCUCACCAAGGCGGAAGAGCGUCACGGGAGCAUUGAGGAGCGAAUGAGGCACUUGGAAUGCCAGCUGGAGGAGAAGAACCAGGAGCUGCUACGGGCUCGACAGAGAGAAAAGAUGAACGAGGAGCACAACAAGCGACUCUCGGACACGGUGGACAGACUCCUCACGGAGUCCAAUGAGCGUCUUCAGCUCCACCUGAAGGAGAGGAUGGCAGCUCUAGAAGAGAAGAAUCUGUUAAUCCAAGACUCAGAUGGUUACAGAAAACAGUACGAGGAGUCAAUCCAUGAAAAAACACAGCUGGCAGAGGAGAUUGACAAACUGAGAUCAGAGCUCGAUCAAUUCAGACUGAGGGCAGGCUCCCUCACAGAACCCACCCUGUCACGGUCUCAUCUAGACACAUCAGCUGAGCUCCGAUUCUCGUUAGGAUCUCUGGCUGAAACCCAGUCAGACCACUACCGCUCAGCCAAGGUCAUCCGACGGCCAAGGAGAGGUCGAGUGGGUCUGCGUGAAACCAAGGCUAAGUCGCUGGGGGAGCAUGAAUGGCGCUCGCAGCAGCUAGGGGUCCUGGGAGGCCACCACUUUGAGAGCGACACAGAGAUGUCAGACAUUGAUGACGACGACAGGGAAACUCUGUUUAGCUCCAUGGACCUACUCUCACCCAGCGGCCACUCGGAUGCACAAACUCUGGCCAUGAUGCUGCAGGAGCAGCUAGAUGCAAUCAACAAGGAAAUUCGGCUGAUCCAGGAGGAGAAGGAGUCAACGGAGCUGCGUGCGGAGGAAAUAGAAAACCGGGUAGCCAGUGUCAGCCUGGAGGGUCUCAACCUGGCUCGAAUGCACCACCACGGAGCCUCCAUCACUGCCUCAGCCACCGCCUCCUCCUUGGCCUCCUCCUCCCCACCCAGCGGACACUCCACCCCCAAACUUGAUCCUCGAAGCCCCGCCCGCGAUAUGGAGCGCAUGGGGGUCAUGACACUGCCUAGUGAUCUGAGGAAACACAGGAGAAAGAUAGCAGCGGUGGAUGAGGAUGGCCGUGAGGACAAGGCCACAAUCAAGUGUGAGACAUCCCCCCCUCCAACGCCACGCACUGUCCGAAUGACACACACACUGCCAGCCUCCUCGCACAAUGACGCACGGGGGAUUGUGGCCUCUCUAGAGGCUGAGGCCAGCGCACUGAGUAGUGUAGCCAGCAGCCAAGACUCCCUCCACAAGCAGCCAAAGAAGAAGGGCAUUAAAUCCUCCAUCGGACGGCUUUUUGGCAAAAAGGAGAAAGGCAGACUGGCACAUCUGGCACACAGACACGUCAUGGUAGAUCCACAAGCGACAAUGAUGGAUCCAGACAUGGCGGGCCAGGAUAUGGGGAUGGGCAAGCUGGGAACUCAGGCUGAGAAGGACCGCAGAUUGAAAAAGAAACACGAGCUAUUGGAGGAGGCCAGGAGAAAGGGUUUACCUUUCGCCCAAUGGGACGGUCCCACUGUUGUAGCCUGGCUGGAGCUGUGGUUGGGAAUGCCUGCCUGGUACGUGGCGGCAUGCCGCGCCAACGUGAAGAGUGGAGCCAUCAUGUCGGCCCUAUCUGACACCGAGAUCCAGCGGGAGAUUGGUAUCAGUAACCCUCUGCACCGGCUCAAACUUCGCCUGGCCAUCCAGGAAAUGGUCUCUCUCACCAGCCCCUCUGCCCCGCCCACCUCCAGAACCCCGUCAGGCAAUGUAUGGGUGACCCAUGAGGAGAUGGAGACCCUGGCAGCCCCUUCCAAAACGAAGUCACAGUCUGAAGAGGGGAGCUGGGCACAGACUUUAGCUUAUGGCGAUAUGAACCAUGAGUGGAUUGGGAACGAGUGGCUGCCCAGUCUAGGACUACCUCAGUACCGCAGCUACUUCAUGGAGUGCCUAGUGGAUGCACGCAUGCUGGACCACCUCACCAAGAAGGACCUGAGGGUUCACCUCAAAAUGGUGGACAGCUUCCACAGAACAAGUUUACAGUAUGGAAUCAUGGGGCUGAAGAAGCUCAACUAUGACCGGAAAGAACUGGAGAGACGCAGGGAGCACAGCCAGCAUGAAAUGAGAGAUGUACUAGUGUGGAGUAAUGAGCGGGUCAUCCGCUGGGUGCAGAGCAUAGGCUUGAGGGACUACGCCAACAUCCUGCUGGAGAGCGGUGUACAUGGAGCUCUUGUUGCCUUGGAUGACAACUUUGACUACAGCAGUCUGGCGCUGCUCCUCCAGAUCCCCAACCAAAACACUCAGGCACGUCAGAUUCUGGAGCGAGAGUACAAUAAUCUGCUGGCGCUGGGCACUGACAGGAGACUGGAUGAGUGUGACGACAAAGACUUCCGGGGUCCAUCAUGGAGGAGGCAGUUCCCGCCCCGAGAUGUUCACGGAAUAAGUAUGAUGCCCGGAUCAGCAGAGACGCUCCCUGCUGGAUUUCGUCUCACCACAACUUCCGGUCACUCCCGAAGACUGCCCCCUGAGGUCCUCUAUGAGGCGCUGGAUGACAGUCCUGACGACAUGUAUUUGGAUUGGUUUCAAGUCGGACCCUCUGCAGUGCAGCGGCUGGACAGCUCCACGGUGAGAACCUACUCCUGCUGAGAGGAGGAAGAGAGGGACCUUAAACUGUACGCUGUUCAGUUCUGAAUGAAGAUUAACUAGAGGAUGCUGCUGGAUGGGCCAACCUGCCCAGGAACAAACAAAUUCUGAUGACACGCACUGCCAAGAAGCCCUGCUCUCUUCUGACCCCCCUUACCCAACCCUACUCCACGCCCCCAUAAUGUGGGCACCAGAUGCCGGUGCUAAACUGUCCUGCAGGCUACCCUGUUGUCACCAUUUCUACCUUUUACAUGUACAGUAACUUGUCGAAGCAUAACGUACUGUGUUUCUUCUACAGGAGAUGUGUAGGUUAUCUGUAAAUAUAUAUGCCAUUUUUUUAAUAUAUACACACAUCUAUGUAUAAAAAGAUAUUCAGAGUUUGUGCAAAAAAUGUCCCUGCCACCUCAUUUAGUGGACUAUAGAUUAAUAUAUGCUGCUCUUUAAACUGUCUCCAUAUUACCCCGCCCCUCUAGAUCAUUUUGUACAUAUGGUUUUAUUUUUUCAUUGUGCUGAUGAUGAUUAUUAUUUUGAUGAUCCUGUGCUACAUCGUAAGUGAGGAAGAGACUGGAUGUUGUGUGAAAACCUGCCCUCUAGUGGUGCACAAGUACCACCGAGCCCCAUUUCUGGCACCAACAAACUUCAUUAUCCUUUCUUAUGGACUCGCUGUCAUAAUAGAAGCAUUUUAAGGAGACAGGUCGAUGCACUGGAACGACAUGACAAGCACUUUGAUACAACCGCAUCAACUCAAACGGCCUGUUCAGUAGCCAAGGACAAAAGAAGAGACGCCACUGCUCUCCGAAGUUGCACAAAAACUUCUCUGAACAAAAAAGCAGGUGGUCGUUCACAGAACCUGUCACUUGUUGUACUGUAUGUUUUGUCAGGCGAUACAAAGGACAACUACACACACAGCCAAGCUGGCCUUCUCCCCCUCCCCUAAGACACUACGUUAACAGAACACAGGAAAUAACUGAAAGACAGACUGCUUUAGCUCAUCGUGUGCGUAGAGUGUAUAUGACCAUGUUGAAGUGAGGUGACUUAAUGACAAACCUGUUGCUUGCAGUGACUUACAUUGGUGUAACUCUUUGUUUCUGUCAGAGUUUUCAGGGUAACCUAUUGUACAGCCCUGUUAUCUGUCUUUUAGUUAUUUCUUACGACUCAAACAAGUCUUACGCUUUUAAUUUGUUUUUACAUCUUCAAUUUGCACGAACAAUGAAUCAUUUUAUUUUGUGUUCAUUUUUUUUUUAUUCUUGUACUUUGGUCAAAACUAAGUGGUGAGCAAGCAAAUUUUCAUCGUCAAUAAAAGAAAACCAACUACCGUCAGUAAA
This is a messenger RNA of Micropterus salmoides (largemouth bass), 4900 nucleotides long. RefSeq names its product PTPRF interacting protein alpha 2 (gene ppfia2). The coding region runs from base 384 to 3578 and encodes 1064 amino acids. Gene Ontology annotation, molecular function: protein binding. Gene Ontology annotation, cellular component: presynaptic active zone. Lineage: Eukaryota; Metazoa; Chordata; Actinopteri; Centrarchiformes; Centrarchidae. The record is from RefSeq and is a predicted model, not a curated record. Gene Ontology annotation, biological process: synapse organization. The transcript has 28 exons.